This is a messenger RNA of Prosopis cineraria, 1122 nucleotides long. Its product is annotated as transcription factor MYB3-like. Gene Ontology annotation, cellular component: nucleus. Gene Ontology annotation, biological process: cell differentiation. NCBI's taxonomy places the organism in Eukaryota, Viridiplantae, Streptophyta, Magnoliopsida, Fabales, Fabaceae. The record is from RefSeq and is a predicted model, not a curated record. The transcript has 3 exons. Gene Ontology annotation, molecular function: transcription cis-regulatory region binding. Bases 211 to 822 code for a protein of 203 amino acids.
UGAGUCUUCCCAUUUUUGUUCAUAUGGAAGGUUAGAUACGUUGACCCACUCACCGUUCAAAUUUGAACAAUCUCUUCCAAAACCUCCUCCAUCUUCUAACCUUACUAUUCUCUCUCUAUCCCUCCAAUAUAUACUCAACUUAUUGUAGUCUCAGUGUCCUUAUUAGUCUCAUAUUUCCAAAAGCGUCCACUGUGUCUCUCAUUCUCUUACAUGGCACCACAAAGCCAGACUGAAUCACCCACUAGGAAAUUCAUUAACAGAGGAGCUUGGACUCCCGAGGAAGAUCGAAAGCUUGCUCAAUGCAUUGAAGUCCAUGGAGCUAAGAGGUGGAAGAGUAUUGCUAUUAAAUCAGGUUUAAACAGAUGUGGCAAGAGUUGCAGGCUGAGAUGGCUCAACUAUCUAAGGCCAAACAUCAAGAGAGGCAACAUUUCACUUGAAGAAGAAGAUUUAAUUCUAAGGCUUCACAAACUCCUCGGAAAUAGGUGGUCCUUGAUAGCUGGGAGACUUCCAGGACGAACAGACAAUGAAAUUAAAAACUACUGGAAUUCUCAUUUGUGCAAAAAAGUUAACAGUGAAGAGAAGAAGAAGAAGCCAAACACUUCAACCCCACAAGAAAGCACACCAAGAAAUACUUGGGAUAGUGCUCUUGCGGAGAAUCCUGAGGAAGCCAUUAAUGGAAUUGGAACUGUGAACUCAGAAGUUAGCUUUGAUGUGAAUGAGUUUCUUGAUUUCUCUCCCAAAGAAGGACCCUUUCAUGAGUUGGAUUGGGUGAACAAGUAUCUAGAACUUGAUGAGCUUCCAGGAAGCAGUGGGGAAUUUUGAUCCUAAAAGUUUCAAAAGAAAAUUGUUAUGUACAUUUUGAAAAUAGAGCAGGAAAAUCAAGUGAUCAAGGACGGAUUUAGAAAAAUAAGGAGCUCGGUGAUCAUUUUAGGGUUCAUAAGUGCCUUUCCUUGUUUGAAUUUUACUGAAUAAUUUUCUUUAGGGUCUAAAAGGAUCCCAAUAUGAAGAUUGAUACCUGAAAUUAUGUGUAUGUGAAGAAUCAGUUCUGUAACUGCUAAGCAAAGCUGGCGUUACAAGCUUUGCUAUUUUCUUGUAUGUCAUUAUUUGUAUCUGAACUCGUCA